This is a messenger RNA of Eufriesea mexicana, 853 nucleotides long. RefSeq names its product LysM peptidoglycan-binding domain-containing protein red (gene red). Lineage: Eukaryota; Metazoa; Arthropoda; Insecta; Hymenoptera; Apidae. The coding region runs from base 170 to 853 and encodes 227 amino acids. The transcript has 5 exons. The record is from RefSeq and is a predicted model, not a curated record.
CAAUUUGUUAAACACACAAGAGUUCACGCCCCACUACUAGUAAUAUUUUUAAUGUUUUGGUUAUGUGACUAUGUUGUUUAAAGUGUAUCUGAAUUUCUUGUUCAUAAGUGUUAAAGGGUAAUAUGUUUGUUGCGCUUUAUAAGCGCCGAUAUUAUUUAAAAAAUUAAGGAUGGAACGAAAUGGCGCAAGAGAAAUGGAAGAACGAAUGUGUAUAAGGGAUACUGGGAAGACACUGAAAAAAUAUGGUAGUACAGCUAAACAUGUUACAAGAAAUGAAUAUUUAUUAAAACACACUGUAUCAAAAACUGAUACCCUCCAGGGAAUUGCCCUAAAAUAUGGAGUUACAACUGAACAAAUAAGACGAGUUAACAGAUUAUGGGCUUCUGAUAGUUUAUUUUUACGGGAACAUUUGCUUAUUCCUAUUAAUCCAGAAAGCCCAUUGUCACUGGAUAAUACUGAAGAAAUUGAACAUAAUGUAGUUCAAAAUGUUUCUAGUCCAUCUUCAGUAACAUCAUCUAUAGAUGAUGAUAGUUCAUUUAAUGACUUUUUAGCUAAAAUGGAUUCUUCUAUAGCCAAUGCUAAAAGAGAAGUUAAACGUACUCAGGGGAAUAGUGAAUUUUGCACUGAGGAUAAUGAUAUCUAUGUACAGUCACAUAGAACACCUAAAUUACGUAAUUCACUUCCUAUAACUUCAAAUACACAUAUAAUACCAUCUGCUUCAGAAACAUUAAGACCAUCAUCUUCUAGUGAUAUGCAUAACUUUCCAACUGCUGUAGUUAUGACUCAGGGCAGAAAAGUGAAAACAUCAUUACAAAGACUUCAGCAGCAACAAGAUGAAAUAUUUCAGUUGUAG